This is a messenger RNA of Solea senegalensis (Senegalese sole), 2803 nucleotides long. Its product is annotated as BCL2/adenovirus E1B 19 kDa protein-interacting protein 3-like. The record is from RefSeq and is a predicted model, not a curated record. Gene Ontology annotation, biological process: mitochondrial outer membrane permeabilization; positive regulation of apoptotic process; defense response to virus. Bases 232 to 912 code for a protein of 226 amino acids. NCBI's taxonomy places the organism in Eukaryota, Metazoa, Chordata, Actinopteri, Pleuronectiformes, Soleidae. The transcript has 6 exons. Gene Ontology annotation, cellular component: mitochondrial envelope; mitochondrial outer membrane; nucleus.
CUUUUUUCUUCAGACGAAAACAAACAGCCAACGGAGCUGUUAGCGUAGCCUAGCUUAGCUGUUAGCCGCGCAGCGAAGGCGGACUCUGUGACUUCGUAACGCUCGCGCGUCUGAAUGUGCGCAGAUAUAACGACUCAACGCGUUUUCUAGUCUUAGACUUUAACCGUUUAUGUAACAACCAUCUUCCUCCUCCCCUGCUCAACGCUCACUGCUCAGCAGACACACAGCACCAUGUCCGACGCCGCUAACGCUGCUAACGCUGCUAGCGCUGCUACCAGCGGAGACUCCGGACUCAACGGAUCCUGGGUGGAGCUGGAGAUGAACAGAGGUGGACCAGGCUCGGUCCACUCGUCCACCACAGGAGGACCGGGCUCGGGUCUGCUGCCCCUGCCUCAAGUGGAGGAAGAGGAGGCCAUGGUGGGUGGGCUCGAGCACGUCCCGUCCUCGUCCUCCAUCCACAACGGAGACAUGGAGAAGAUCCUGUUGGACGCCCAGCACGAGUCGAGCCGCAGCAACUCGUCCUGCGACAGUCCUCCACGGCCUCACAGUCCUCAGGACGAAGGACAGAUCAUCUUUGACGUGGACGUGAGCAGCAGAAGAGACAGCCAAUCAGAAGAGGACGUCUUGGACAAGGAGAGGGACAUGGACAUCCUGAUGAAGGACGCAGACUGGGUGGCUGAUUGGUCCAGUCGACCGGAAAACAUUCCCCCCAAGGAGUUUCACUUCAGACACCCUCGGCGCUCUGUGACGCUCAGCAUGAGGAAGACGGGCGCCAUGAAGAAAGGAGGCAUCUUCUCUGCAGAGUUCCUCAAAGUCUUCAUCCCCUCACUGCUGCUAUCACACAUCCUGGCUCUGGGACUGGGAGUCUACAUUGGAAAGAGGUUGACCACGCCCACAGCCAGUUCUUUCUGAACAGAAGUGCCUCAGACGUCGCCCCCGUGUGUUUGGAGGAAGCGUUUGCUGUCGUGACCAGAGAGCGAGCGUCCACGAGUCUCUCCUCCCUCUGCCCCGCCCACCCGCCUGCCUGACCCCGCCUCCCUCUCGCCACCGUCCCUGAGAUAUGACAUGUUCUCAGGAGACGCGCGUCCGUCUCCUCCCUCCCUCCUUCCCUCUCUGACAGUGAUUCCUCUCUCCUCGCCUCCUUCUCUCCUUUCUCGUUUCUAAAAGCUUUUCACUGAGUUGAUGAGGUCAUAUUUCAUUUUCCACAGCGAUUGUGUUUAAAUGUUUAUAAACAGGUGGGUUUGUAGGGAGUGUCCACACACACACGCGCGCACACACACACACACACACACACACAGAUUGUGCCACGAGUCCAAACUGAAAAUCUCGUCCUGCCUUUAUUUUGUAGAGAUCGUCUUCUUCAGGUAGUUUUGCCUUUUUCUUUCUGUCUUUUUUAAACGUUUGUCACUGAGUGUUGGUGUCGUGAGGAGUGACCACAGCGGCCAUUAUCAUUAUCUCAUUAUAUCAUCAGUGGUGGUUAUUCCACAGAACACACACACACUGAUUUAGUUCUUCUCUGAUUUUAAAUUCUGAUUCUGAUUCUGAUUUAGAUUCUGAAGCCAAAGUGAUAGGAAGCAGAGCGACGCUGUCGCUCACACUCUAACAGUAUUCUGCGUGUCCAUGCCCUUCAAAGUAAAGCGUCCUCUGUCUGAAACCCACCGCCCUUCUCUUCAUGAAUCCACUCGAUCAGUGUUUGUCAAAGGUCUGAAAAAUGAUUUCUUUGCAGGAAAUCUUCACGUUGACUCUGAACAUGAUUAUUCUGCUGAUUUAAAGACGUUUAAAAACAAAUCAUCACAUUGGCCAAAAUUUCAGAAUAAAAGUGACUAAGUUGACACACACACACACACGUUACCUGUGGGCUGAUGAUCACUGCUGAUUUAGAUUAUGAUUUGAUUUCAAUUCACCAGAAGCUGCAAAUGAUAUAAACUUUGAUUUUCUGGUGAAUCAUUCAAACAUAAGAAGUUUUCGUCAUUUGACUGACAGUGUAACGCUACAGCCUCGAGUUGCCGUCAGACAUUUCAGUGUAAUGAACACGUUGUCCAGCAGAGGGCGCUGUGAGCGCGGUGUCCUGCAAAAAAACUGUGUGUGGGUGAACAAAAUCUGCUGACUCGCACGUUAGCUUAGCUGUUAGCAUCACAGCGCACAGUCACGCAAGACUUCAGCGGCGAUGUCUCAAGUCUCGUGAGAUUUGUGCACCGGAAACGGGAAGUGGUGUAACUGAAACGAUCGAUGCGAGGACGUUAUGAGUCGAUAUCUGAGCGUUUAGUUACAAAUCCAUAUGAACUGGAAAAGCAACAUUUGUUUUAAGCCCAGCCCUGGUUACCUGGUUACCUGGUUACCUGGUGGUUGUUAUGAGUUUGACUCACAGUGAGGUAAAGUCACAGUGAUGAUGUCGGACAUGGGCGUGACUAUGGAUUAUUCUGGAUUUGCAGUUUUGUGCAGACGCUUCAGAAACGCUGUGUAAAUGUGAUCAGUUUCCUUCCUGUGAUCCACGAACACGGGGAUAAAGAAAUGGGACGCGGCCUUGGUCGCUUACAUUUUACAGUUUUUGUGCGACUCACUUGUUUGCGUUUGUUUGUUAGUUUUAUGAAGAUGGUGGAAGCACAGACGAGAGUCAUGUUAGUAAGAAGUGUAAAAUAAUAAUGAUAAUGAUAAUAAAAAAUGUUGAUGGAGGAGCAUGACGUGAAAGGAACUGAAGGUGUUGAAAGAACGAUGCUUUUGCUUUGAUUUUCUUUUUUUCUCCCUUCAUUCUGAUAAAAACUGAUUAAAAAACCUUUUUGUCAUUAAACAUAACCUGAAGAUA